Chara braunii is the source of this 4054-nucleotide messenger RNA. Lineage: Eukaryota; Viridiplantae; Streptophyta; Charophyceae; Charales; Characeae. The record is from the annotation of a GenBank genome assembly.
CGAGGGCCAUUGGACUUAAACUCUGGAGGCGUGUGGACGGGGAUUACACGAUGUGGUGGGAGAUCUGUCUACAACAGCCAAGGCUUGGCUAGAGGUAGACUCAAUCUGGGGGGCGACCUCGUUGAAGAGUGAUCAGAGGACAUGACUUGACACACACCUGUUGGAUAUCAUCUUGAAAUCUGAGGAGGUGCUGGGAUCCACAACUUGAUGAUCUCAUCGAUAUGGGGCAGGUGGCUAUGUUGAUGCGACGAUGCUAUGUGCUUUCUGAAGAAGCUGGCGACCUGGGUGCCACAAUGGAGCAGCGUUCGCAGGGUCUGUUGGCUGUAAAUGAUAACUAAGUCUUGUGUCUGUAGCAGAGUUACUGUAGUGCUCCGCAACACGAACCACUGAAUCAAUCAGAUAUCGCGACCAAUGUUCAUUACUGAGGGAGGGCUGAGCUUCUUGUUUCACCAGAAGAACAAAGGUUUGGUCACCUCUGCUUAUCAACAGUCUUCGUACCGACAAUUCUAAGACUUCCGCAUUGGCCCUGGACAUCGCAACUUUCGCAAGUGGAUGCAGUAAUUCUGAGCAACCGAUUGACGGGAUCCCCACUACUGGGCCGAGCUUUUGACGUACGGGCGCUGAUAUCAGAGAGUUUGGUUGUUUUACAGCAGGUGAGCGCGGAUAGCGCCGCAUGGGCGAGCCCUGAGGGUGGUGAUGUCUCAAGAUUGUUGGAAUUGGAGCUACGGGUGAAUGGGGUGAGGGAAGUAGUGGGUGGGCACCGUUUGUUCAAUGCUCCCCGUUCAUUUGCCGAUACCUGGAGGCCCGGAGGGGGAUCGGCUUUCCUUUUUCGUGAUGGUGUUGUGGAACACUCUCUCCGUCCCUCGAUGACGCCUACUUAGCAUGUGUACGCGCCGGUUCAACCCCAGCAUCUUGCGCCUCUAGCGUCACUGCCGUCUCCGCUUAUCGUUUCCCGGCAUCGGUUCCUCGCAAUUGAGGGGUGCGAUGGAGUACCAGCCCCUGUUGGUAUUGCCUUGGUCUCACUGAGCCCCAGUUUCCAUCAUCAGGAGUAACCUCGUUCGUCAACUAGACCCUCCCUCCAGCCAUUCUGUUGAAAGUUCUCGUCACCCACAGCAGCCCAGUUUCCGUCAUUGGUCUGUGAUGCCCUUGGAUGUUCUGGGCCGCACGCGCGCUACACUGAUGAAUCCAACGAGUCGCUUGCCUGGGUCGAAAGGCCCGGGUAACCUUCUUAAGGUUCAUCGUGAGGGGGAUAGAUUGUUGUAAUUAUCGAUAUUGAACGAGGAAUGCCUAGUAAGCACGAGUCAUCAGCUCGCGCUGAUUACGUCCCUGCCCUUUGUACACACCGCCCGUCGCUCCUACCGAUUGAAUGGUCCGGUGAAGUGUCUGGAUUGCGGUGAUCUCGGCGGUUUGCCGCUGGGGGUGCUGUGAGAAGUUCAUUGAACCUUAUCAUUUAGAGGAAGGAGAAGUCGUAACAAGGUUUCCGUAGGUGCGAUUAUUUUUCAAAUUGAUAUCUCUUGGGGUUUCCUUUUGGCUAUUUUUAUCAGUUGUGUAUGCUCAUUGCUCAGUGCACAUCUUUGUGGCCCUCGUAAGGAUCAGACGUUGGGGUGUGAAUGCGGAAUGCGGCGGGGUGUUGUUGACCUUUUUACGGAUCCUGGUGACAUCAGACGUCAGGGUGUGAACGUGGAUCUUCGCCUUUUUCUGUAUCCUGGCAGCAUCAGACAUCAGGGUGUGAAUGCGCGUUGGUCGACCUUUUUAAUAUGUAUCCCGGAGGAAUUGUACUUCAGUGUGUGAACGCGGAUGGUGCCGACCGUUUUAUGUAUCCCGCCGGCAUCAGACAUCAGGGUGUGAGCGCGUCUGUCGACGAUUGUUUAUUUCGGACGAAGAGUGUCUCACAGCCACGGUGUCCCUUCUUUUUUUUUUUCCUCAGGAAAAUCUCCCAAGGGUGCACUGACUCCUCUCUGACUGACAAACAUCGCACUUCAAUUUUCGCUCGCGUUUGUUGGCGUCGGAGAGGGUAUUUCAGCAAACAAUUGAGACCAUUCUGGGCUCUCAUUUGAGAGGAAGUGGACUUGGUCCAUUUGUAGGCUUGGGUAGGGGUAUUUCAGUAAACAGUUGAGGCCAUACUGGGGUCUAACUUGAGAAGAAGUGGGCUUGGUGCAUUUGGAGGCAUGGUUAUGAUUAUUUCCGUAAACAAUGCAGGCCAUCCUGGGGACUCGAUUCAGCAGAACGGGGUCAGUGCAUUUGAAAGGCGUAGGCAGGGGUAUUUCAGCAAACAAUGGUCCAGGAGCCCAUUUGUAGGCAUAGGCAGGGGCAUUUCAGCAAACAGUGGAGCCCAUCAUUCUUCUGUUUUUUUCUUAAUCCUUUUGAGGGGUGUGCCUCAGGGGUUCACACAUCUGUAGGCAUGGGCAGGGGUAUUUCAGCAAACAAUGACCAUCCACCGAUAUCUCAUGACUCGACUAUAAGAUCUUGGUGUCACCAGACUCAGAUUUCUCCAAGUUUACCUCCUACUGGUGCUGUUGCAGGAGGCCAAGCGCAAUCAGACCAUUAGGGGGGGGUCUAAUUUGAGAAGAGGUGGGGUUGAUGAUUUUUAAGGGAGGGGUCUCCCAUCCUUUUUUUUGUUCAAAUUUGUUUUCUGACCUUUUUAGGGCUAUGCGUAUUAUCUUUUUCUCCCCCCCCCCAAAAAAAACAUCGGCAUCCAAGCUCAUAUAUCUAUCGGCUGACAGAAGGAGACUCCUAGAUCUGAUUCAGGUCUAUAAUAGUAUAGUGCCUGAUGGCUCCAAUCUAUUGGUGGGGAGCUUCACCAGCUGGUAAACGGGUCCAGUGUCCCUAUAUACUUAGUCAUUUCUGGCAUUUUUCGGCCAAUGGCAUAUCUUUCAUUCUUCUGUCUGGAAAUUGCUGCACGCUUUGGAUUGACGGGAAGGGGGGAGGCGAAGGCGCUGGAGUGCUGUUGGGGAGGUUGGGAAAGUUCGGGAGAGGACAUCUGGGCUUGUCGGUGUGAAGGAGGUGUUUGAAGAACAACGACAGAAUGGAGGGCCGGAAGGCGAUCAGCGGGUCCGCAGGGGAGCGCGGUGGGCGGUGGUCCAAGCACAGCCCGUCGAAUAGUCCAAGGCCGUCGGAGCAGUCCGGGCACGCGCACCUGCCACCGCACUUGCAACCUUUGCCUGAGACGGACGACGAGGAAGGGGACUAUAAAUGCUCACGGACCGUGCCGCUGGGAAGCGGAUCCACCCAGGAGUGGGCGGCUACAGAGCUGUUUGGAAGCCGUGACGGCAGUAAAGGGAAGUCGUACCCCGAACUCCUCCAGCAGGGGCUCAGCGACACCGAUGGUGAUGGUGGCGUGAAUCUGUCGUUUGGACUCGACAGUGGGAGGUCAGCAGUCGUCUCUCGAAUGGUCGUCGUGAACCCCCAUCCCGACGACGAUGGCGGCAAACGUGACGGCUGUUCAGGAUCACUCAGGUCUCCAGCGCCGCUGCGGGAGGCUUCGGGGAACAACAACGAUCCUCCUAGGCAGCAAUUUCGGUCGCCGUCUGUGUGUAGGGUUGCCUCCGCUCGCCCCCAGUGGAUGCAGUCUCUAUCUCCCCUGUUCGUUGGUUCGAGUGCAGGUCGUCGUGUUGGCGAGUGUAGGGAGACAGCGCCUGCCGUUGCUGAUGUUGGUGACGCACGUGACGGAAGGGAGGUGUGGGCAAAACAGCGACGGUUGAUGAGGUCAGUGCGGGAGGAGUCCAUAACUCGGGGGGUGCAGCGAUUGCGUGUUGGGGAAGACGGGUAUGACGGUGAGGAAGCAGGGGCGGACGCGCACGACCCCGACUGGAACGACAACGGCGCUGAAGGUUGGGAGGAUGACGCAGCCAACAUUUCGCCGUCGAAGCAGGCGGCCGCCAUGGGAGGGAGGGGCGAGAAGACGAAGUCGUGUGGCAGUAAUAACAUGUCAUUCGAUAAAACAAUACAUUAUUGUGUGUCCUAUUUUGAGACGAAUGUAAGUCACAGUGUAUAGUCUGGUGUUGUAUUCCAAAUCCGGAUACAUCCGAACAAGGAGUAAAAUCAACUUUGAGGC